AGUAACGAAGUCCACACAUCAACAAUGGCGUAUAAAUUAAAAAAUAACCGCGUGGAUAUUCGCGAGUCGAGUUUAUUCGGUGCGGUCUGCGCAUGAGUGAGAGAGUCGCGACAGUUAAUUUUAGCCCAGUCCAGAAUUUCGCUGGCCUAUUUCAAUUUCGACGCGAACGGCAGAUUUGUGAUCACAUCCCUUUUGCAAUUAUUUCCAUUAGUGACCAAGGAAACGAACUCUAUUACUGUGUAAAUAGCUGUUAAGUUAAUACAUUGAUUAAUAAGUGGAUAAAGUUAUGUGCAAUUGUUUAAAAGUGUAAACAGUGUAACGAAUUAGUGAAAAUGCGAAAAUAUUUACUAAUUGCCACGUUGUUAUUGUCGAAACAAGCUCCAGUGAGCUGUGUCCGUCUCCUGGAGCUACGUGUGCCGGCCCACGCAGCAGAAGGCGGCGAGGCGAUACUGGGAUGUCAGUUCGACAUGGAAAGAGACAUCCUCUACUCCGUAAAGUGGUACAAAGAUGGCAGAGAAUUCUACAGAUACGUACCUGACAGUCAACACCCCAUCAGCCACUUCGCUACUCCGGGAGUCAUGGUCGAUGUGAGGCGGUCGUCCAGUACGGUGGUAACCCUAGUGCACCUGACGCGGGAAUCUGCUGGCCUGUACCGCUGCGAGGUGUCCGGGGAGGCGCCACUCUUCGCCACAGUCCACGAGGAGAAAUAUAUCACAAUAUAUCUGUUACCUGAAACAAAGCCCAUAUUAACGGGAUUAAAAGAGAAAUACAACGUCGGUGAUCGAGUAAGAGCAAAUUGCACAUCAUCAGGUUCUCGACCAGAAGCUCAAUUAAAAUGGCUCAUUAACAAUAGAUUAGUUGGAAAGAAUUACAUACGAGGACCAUGGUAUCGAGCAACUAUGCGUGAUGACGUCACAGAAACUAUUUUAGAAUUGAAGUUUACAGUGGGAUCGCAUCAUUUCAAUUUUGACACAAUGGAACUUAAAUGUCAAGCAACAAUAGCACCAUUGUAUCAACAAGAGACUGUUUAUCAAGUGUUAAGAAAAGAUAUUAUUCCGAUGGAUUCCUUUACGGAUAUACCGGAGCUAGGUGAACAGCCGGUUCCCACUUUUCCAGAUUUUGGCGACACUAGUAAACUACCAUUAGAAGAUGAAACUGAUGCUGCGGGAACUGAACUGCAUUUAGACAAAUUGCUUACAUUAUUCUUAUUGCUGAUUAACUUUUAAUGUUCGUUAACACAACAAUGUUACUGCCUAAUGCAUUUUACGAUGGACCCAAUUUAUGUAGGCUAAUAUGUUUUCCUAUUAACAAUUUAAUUUAAAUAUAGUUAUAAAUUAUUU
Molecule: messenger RNA, 1340 nt
Organism: Papilio xuthus (Asian swallowtail)
Lineage: Eukaryota; Metazoa; Arthropoda; Insecta; Lepidoptera; Papilionidae
Source: RefSeq, a predicted model, not a curated record